Malaclemys terrapin pileata is the source of this 594-nucleotide messenger RNA. RefSeq names its product serine-rich single-pass membrane protein 1-like. Bases 1 to 594 code for a protein of 197 amino acids. The transcript has 3 exons. NCBI's taxonomy places the organism in Eukaryota, Metazoa, Chordata, Testudines, Emydidae. The record is from RefSeq and is a predicted model, not a curated record.
AUGUCCGAGUUAGAUGGGAAGAGGGAUCCAUCGGCGACAGCUGAUACUAGCUCUGAGAAAACCAAUCCGUUCCAGGCUAUUUUUCUUCUGUUCGUUCCCAGGGACUCUGUCUGCAUGCGUCACAGCCGCUUCAACAUCGGGAAUUUCACCAGCAAGUUCUUCAAUGGGAAAAACAAAGAGCACACCUGCCAGUCCGCUGAUCCUGCCCUCUAUUCGGUGAUGGCCGCAGCCUGGGCCUACUUAGAAAGCAAGCAAGCAAGGUUCGACUCAAAGCUCAGCCAGCAGACUGUCUGUGAUAGCGACUCCUCAGACAUAAAUAGCGAGAACUUGGAUUCAGGGGCAUCCUCGGGGAAGGAAAGUGAAACAGAAUAUAUCCCCACCACAGCUAGCCUCAGGCACAGAAAGAUAGAACUACUGAAGCUAAGGAAUACGGGGAGCCACUGGAUCAGCGAACUACCCUGCCUUCACUGCAAAGCCAAGAGGACAAGAAAAUGGCUGUCCCAGCAUUUCUUUAAUCCCAUGCCACCUCCUCAUGGGAAGAGCAGUUCAUUAGAAGAGAAUUCCUCUGAGAUGGAGGACACCGGCAACGGAUGA